UGCCUGGCAAACUUGGGUACCUGCAUCCAAACCAGGGGUUGGAAAUAUCUUUAAUCCACGCUGCGGCCUCGGCAGAGGCGCUGUUGCGGCUAGCUAGACUGAACAGGCAGGCUUCAUAUUUUUAAUGCUUCAGAGUUGAAGCGUUGGCCGGGUAAAACUUUCAGCCAGCUGUGGGGAGUUCUGCAGGCUCGGUGCAGCUUAAUGGUUUGUCGCUCUGGUAGCGUCUGGGCUCGGAAAGGAAGCAAAGGUCCUUGAACGUGGCUGUGCUGCUGGGAUCCCAGGGCUUGAAUCUGGGGGCUGAGGGGGAGCAGAGCACUUCCAUGCUGAACGAAUUGUUUAGUUCAGAAGUUACGGGAUGCUUUUUUACUUUUUUUCGAGGAAAAGAAAAAUCAGUUACCUUGUAGGGAGGGAGGCUUAGAGCUUUUGCUUGCGUCCGGAAGAGCUCUUGGGGGAAAUGCUGAGCUCCUGGCUGCAGGUGGGGAUCUACAGAGGCUUGAGAGAGUGCAGUCACUGAAACGCUGCCUUUUGUUAAUCUGAAAUUAUGUCAAACUGUACCGAAUUUGUGGCAAGAAAACCACAGAGGUAGGCAGGCGAUUCUGGAAAAAAACCAUGCAUCUCCUGCCUGCCCUCGUACUGCCUUCUGGAACCUGGCUUCCUCCCACUGCAGCACCGAGGUCGCGGCAGAGCAGAGUCCUGCUGUGGCUCAGCUGUGCAGAAAAUCCGUCUGGCCGGCUCCCGGCUGCUGCUCGGAAGCCAUUCCUCUGCCCGAGCGUCCUUCCAGCAGUCGCACAAGGGUGGGAAGGAAGAAGAAUGCUGAAACGAUUUCAGCCUCAACGCAAGCCACAUGGCGUGGACAGAAGGGUCACUUGCCUGAAGGCUUUAAGAUUAUUUUUGUUUUCUCAAAAGCCAGUCCAGCACAUCAGUAGCGAUCGGGACUUAGAAGAGUUCGUCCAAGUUCUGUGAUGUUUGGGUCUGGCGUUUAGACAUACCAUCGGCCCUUUCUGAAUGAAAUCUCUCAGCAGGCGCUCGCCUGUGAAAUCUCUUCCUCAGAGCCUGCCUCUUCUGCAGAAACGCGAGCGAAGGGAGCGAGACCUUGUGCCUGCUCCUCAUUUGAAAUAUUCGUAAGAUUUACUAAUUGCAUCCCAUGAUCUCGGGCAGGUUAAGCAUUGUUGACUAACUGCUACGAGGCUUUCACUUCGUAAUUGGAAAAAAAAAACACCUAAAGUCUACUUCUGCUUCUCGAGCCUUUUUUCAGUACAAGUCCCCAGGGUACCAAGCCUGUGUCAGCUGCAGCCUUGGCCACCAUCACAGAUGGAAAUCAGCUCCAAAUGUUUGUCCUGCUUCCCUGCAAAUAUGCUCGCAGUAGUUUCAUGGACUUUCCUCCCAUGACGCCGCGCCGAGCAUUGCAUGCGCUCUUAUCUGGCUAGAUGGAUCGCUGUCAGCAGCAGAACUCAAUUUUACAGGAAAUUUAAUUUCUUUGUCACGAAGCCCAGCUAAGAAACUUGACCCGUUUGUAGCAGGGGCUUUUUUGGAGACAAAAAACUCGCACAUCCUGCAGUAACAAACCGACCGUGCUGGUGCUCGGGUGUCGUGAAAUGGAGCUGUUCCUCCUCGGAGCGCUGCGGGUGUGCGUCGCACCCACGUACCUGCUGCCAUCAAAGCCAUCUUGGCUUGUGGAGCCAGCGCGUUACGAAAUGCCGUCUGCCGAGUCUCUUGCCUCAAAGAAUGGCCCCGGGACGUGGAGAUCCAUGACUUUAUUGGCAGGAAAUUAAGUUGCACGUUUCAGAAGGUCUGUUGAAAUCCUCGUCUUGCAGACCUGCUCGGUCUCGUCUGAGCAGCCUCAGUCAGGCACUGGGUUUUCCAGCGUCGGGUCUCCGAUUUUUAAUUCUGGGGGAACCGACCCGUUGUCGCCGAAGUGCCUUCUCCCAGUGACUGCUGAACCUGAAUGUGCCAAAGACAUUUUCGUAGGUCGACAGCUCAAGAGCAACCACAGACCCUCCUGCACAAAGGAGAGGAUUGGCAAAGUAGGUCAGAAGAAUUUCUCUGCAUUAACUCCAGCUCAGGAAACAUCCUCGCGUUUGAACCUUAAAAAUUCGAGGCUGGAAAACCCAGCCGCUGUGGGAUCAGCUGUCCCCGCGUGUGCUUUCCUCGGCAUUAAAAGUUCACGCUUCGAUUCCGAUUUACCGGCAGCCUCCGGCCCUUGCACCUCGCUGUAAUUUUGUCUGCCCAACUUCAGAGCCUGCUCUUCCCUCCUGCCCUGGGUGCAGUUGCUUUCACAGCCUGUGAUCCUGUCGCUGUAAUAAGCCAAACGAGUUCAGCCAGGAUUGUCUAAAGCGCCUGCCUGUGUUGCAGAGCUCAACCCACGGCGGUUUCGGAAGCGGCUCCCCCAUGGCUGCAGCCCGCGGCGAGGGGCUGCCGGGCCCCCCGCUCCUGCCGGCCCUGCUCGCUGCCCUGGCCCUGCUCGGCCUCCUGGUCUACGUGGGCGCCCUGUGCGCUGCCUGCCGCCGCCAGGGCAGGAGGAAGAAGGUCCCUCCGGAUGGGGUGAAGCUGGUGGACGAGUCCCUGCUCAGACAGACGCAGCUGCGCUCGCUCAGCAAGUCGGACACGAAGCUGCACGAGCUGUACCGGCUGAAGGCCAGGGAUGACAACCAGCGACCGGCCAGCCUCGAUUUCCCCCCGGCCUCGGCCCCCCCGGGCCCCGACUCCCUGCACAGCUCCGGCAUCAGCGUCCUCCUGCACCGCGAGCUGCCCCAAAUCCCCGUCCCCGAACCCCCGGCCCCCGACCAGACCUACUCCAACCUGCUCUUCGCCCCGCCGCGACGCCCGGCACAGGACACGGUCUACGAGUGCCUGGCGGUGGGGGGGGAGGAUGCCCCCGCACCCCCUGCUCCCACGGGGACCCGGGUGUCCCCACCGCAGGCCAGGCGUGGGGCUGGUGACUACGCCUGCGUCCGCAAGGUGAAGAAGACGGCGCCCGGCGAGGAGCAGGAGGGGGCCGUGGCGGGGCCUCCCGCAGCCCCGCGGUGCUGGGAGGGUGCGGGCAAUGCCCCCCCCCAGCUGAAGGUGGAAGACAUGUACUCGACGGUGUGCAAAGCCACCAAGAAGAAGAGCCAGGGCCCCGCUGCGUCCCCGAGGGCUGCAGCGCAGGGGGGGUCCGGGCAGUUGCCCCCAGCCCAAGAGGAGCCCCCCCCGGCUGGCUGCUGGUCCACGGCCCCCCCCGAGCCCUGCUACGAGUCCAUCAACGAGAAGGCCUGGACUGCGUGCGCCCGCGGCCCCGACCCGGACUACGAGGCCGUGGACAUGACCUGGAAGAAGCCGGCGAAGCGGGACAAGGCCGGGAAGCCCAGUGCCCACGAGAACCUCUACGAAAGCGUUGGCGAAAUUUGGGCAGGGGAAUCCCGGCGAGCCUCCGGCAGGCCAGCUGCCAACGGGCUGGAGGUGUACAUCACCAACCUAUAGUGCGGACAGACGGGCAGACGGAUGGACGGACUGACAGAUGCCAUCGUGGCACAGGUCUCCCAGGCUGGGCUCUGCGGGGCUCAGCCCCGCUCGGGGCCGGCGGUGGCUCGGUGGGCACGGGCACACACCAGCGCGGUGCCAAGCAGGCAGCCGCAUCCCUGCACGCUCUCUCUGUAUAUAUUUUACAUUACUUUU
This is a messenger RNA of Cygnus olor (mute swan), 3654 nucleotides long. It is a transcript of the gene LIME1, whose product is annotated as Lck interacting transmembrane adaptor 1. The coding region runs from base 2389 to 3459 and encodes 356 amino acids. The record is from RefSeq and is a predicted model, not a curated record. Gene Ontology annotation, biological process: T cell receptor signaling pathway; B cell receptor signaling pathway. The transcript is spliced from 6 exons. NCBI's taxonomy places the organism in Eukaryota, Metazoa, Chordata, Aves, Anseriformes, Anatidae.